CGGAGAGCGGGUGGAGGGGGCAAGAUGGCGGCGUCGGGCCGGUACGCGGCCGUGCUGGUGCUGCUGGCGCUGGGCGGGCCGCGGGCCGAGCAGACGGAGGAGCACCUGAAGCGGGAGCACUCCCUCUCCAAACCCUACCAGGGUGUGGGCUCGGCCAGCUCGGGGCUAUGGGACCUGCAGGGUAACGCCAUGGUCAUGACCCACUUCAUCCGCCUCACCCCGGACGUGCAGAGCAAGCAGGGAGCCGUCUGGAACCGAGUGCCGUGUUACCUGCGGGACUGGGAGAUGCAGGUGCACUUCAAGAUCCACGGGCAAGGCAAGAAGAACCUGAACGGGGAUGGAUUUGCCAUCUGGUACACCAAGGAUCGCAUGCAGCCAGGGCCUGUCUUUGGAAGCAAGGAUAACUUCCUGGGCCUGGGAGUGUUUGUGGACACCUACCCAAACGAGGAGAAGCAGCAUGAGGCUCAGAAGAGGAGGUACAGCCCGGGAAAUCAGCGUGUGUUCCCCUACAUCUCGGCCAUGGUGAACAAUGGUUCCCUCACCUACGACCACGACCGGGACGGGCGCCCGACGGAGCUUGGGGGCUGCACGGCCAUGGUGAGGAACCUCAACCACGACACCUUCCUGGUGAUCCGCUAUGUGAAGAGGAGGCUGACGGUCCUCAUUGAUAUCGAUGGGAAGCACGAGUGGAGGGACUGCAUCGAUGUGCCGGGUGUGCGCCUGCCCCGUGGCUACUACUUUGGGACAUCGUCUGUCACUGGAGACCUCUCAGACAACCACGACAUCAUCUCCCUGAAGCUCUACCAGCUGACAGUGGAGAGGAGCCCAGAGGAGGAGAAGCGGGACAGGGAGGUCUAUCUGCCCGUCGUGGACAACCUGAAGCUGCCAGGAAUGGAGGCACCGCUGGAGCCCAUGAGUGGCCUGGCUCUCUUCUUGAUCGUCUUCUUCUCCCUCGUUGCCAUCGUUUUUGCCAUCGUCAUUGGUGUCAUCAUCUACAACAAGUGGCAGGAGCAGAGCCGGAAACACUUCUAUUGACUUGGGAAUAGCCUGGGAUAGCCCAUGGCUAGCCCUUGCUAGCCACCUCCUGCCUCCCACCAUUCCCACACUGGCCAGAGCGUGAUGGACCGACCCGCAUGGCAGGGACCUUUGCGUCCCCGCAGCAUCCCACUGGGGACGGCUGCUGUUUGUUGUUGGGCUCCAGACCUCCAGUGCUGCUCCUGGUGGGAGCGGGGAUCCCCAGUAUGUCGUGCGAUGGCUUCAGGGAUGGAGCUGCCACCUCCUGAAGGAGCUUUGCUUUGGGACUUGUUGAGGAGGAGGAUGGCAGGACAU
Messenger RNA from Neopsephotus bourkii (Bourke's parrot), 1329 nucleotides. It is a transcript of the gene LMAN2L, whose product is annotated as lectin, mannose binding 2 like. Gene Ontology annotation, biological process: endoplasmic reticulum to Golgi vesicle-mediated transport; endoplasmic reticulum organization; Golgi organization. Bases 25 to 1035 code for a protein of 336 amino acids. The transcript has 9 exons. NCBI's taxonomy places the organism in Eukaryota, Metazoa, Chordata, Aves, Psittaciformes, Psittacidae. The record is from RefSeq and is a predicted model, not a curated record. Gene Ontology annotation, molecular function: D-mannose binding. Gene Ontology annotation, cellular component: endoplasmic reticulum membrane; COPII-coated ER to Golgi transport vesicle; Golgi membrane.